AACAAUUUCCACAUGUAUGCAGUUUUAUAAAAAUCCGCUUAGUUAGAUCCUGUAAAUUAACCAAAAGAGAGCAAAAAUGGAAGAAACUCCAGCAGGUUCGCCGCCUCCUCAUGUGCUGAUCUUUCCUUUUCCAGGACAGGGAUUUGUGAAUCCCAUGCUCAAUCUAGCUGAGCUUCUUGCCCUUGCUGGUCUAAAAAUUACCUUCAUCAACUCCAACCACAACCAAGAACGUCUCAUACGAUACACCAAUAUUCAACCUCGAUUUGGCCGAUACCCUGGAUUCCAAUUCCUGACUGUAUGGGAUGGACUUCCGGCCGACCACCCACGUUCCGGUCACCGGUUCGUGGAGCUGUUUCAGUCGGUGAAAACGGUGAGCAUGGGAAUGUUGAAAGAGAUGGUGAUUGGAAUAAGGCCAAGAGUUAAUUUUAUGAUCGGAGAUGGGAUUAUGGGAUAUUUGAUUGAUUUUGCUGAUGAGUUUGAGAUUCCAAUUCUUCAUUUUCGAACUAUUAGUGGUUGCUGCUUCUGGGCUUUCUUCUCCAUGCCUAGCGUCAUUCAAGCUCAUCAACUUCCUGUCAAAGGUACAUACGAGCUCGGAGUCUUGUAUUUAUUGCAAAGGGAGGGAAUAUCUUUCCGGAAUUCAUGUCCGGAAUACGAUCAUGAGACAUGUGAAGUCAGUGUCAUCGCAAGAAGAACAAGAACAUUACCUUCUUAUCAGGAAGGUAACUGUUGCAUGACUUCCUCAUUUCUUGCAAUAAAAUUUUCAACUCCCCUCAAUUCUAGUAUUAAAAUGGAUCAAAUUAAGGCAACUCAUUUGAGUAAAAUGGAAAAAAUUACUCCAAGUUCUCCUCCUCCUCCUCCUCAUGUCCUAAUCUUCCCUUUCCCAGCACAAGGCCAUGUAAACGCCAUGCUUAAACUAGCUGAGCUUCUCGGCCUAGCUGGCUUAAAUGUUACCUUCCUCAACUCUGAAUACAACCAUGAACGUCUUGUUCUAUUCACUGAUAUUCAAGCUCGUUUUGCUGAAUAUCCUGGUUUCCGGUUCAGGACUAUAUGGGAUGGUCUUCCAGGUGAUCACCCACGUUCCGGCGACCGGUUCAUGGAGAUGUUUGAAUCAGUGAAGAUGAUAGCUAAGCCCAUCUUUAGAGAGAUGUUGAUUACAAUUAGACCACCUUUGAAUUGCAUUAUAGGAGAUGGAAUCAUGGGAUCUGUUGUUGAUGUUGUUGCUAAUGAACUUCAAAUCCCAAUUAUUCAUUUUCGUACUAUUGGAGCUUCUUGUUUCUGGGCUUAUUUCUCUCUACUUCAUGUCAUUGAUGACAAGGAACUUCCAAUUAUAGGUACCUGUCUUCUUCUUCUUCUUCUUUUGGUAAUUCCGACAUUUUCAAGGAACAGAGAAUUGUCGGAUGGCAAAAUGGAACAAAGCUCAUCAAAUCCUCCUCCUUCUCCUUCUCCUGCUGCUGCUCCUCAUGUAUUAAUCUUUCCUUGCCCGGCCCAGGGCCAUGUCAAUUCUAUGCUCAAGCUAGCCGAGCUUCUAAGCCUUGCUGGUCUUAAAGUUUCCUUCUUGAACACAGAGCAUAUCCAUGAGCUUCUGAUCCAGUUCACAGAUGUUGAAUCCCGUUUUGCCAAGUAUCCAGGAUUCCAAUUCAUGACCAUAUCUGACCAUCUCCCUGUAGAUUUCCCACGGACGGGUAAUCUAUUAUUGGAAGUGAUGGAGUCAAUGGAAGUUAAGAGUAAACCAACUUUCAAGCGACUUCUGAUUGAAUCUAGGCCACCAGUAAACUUUAUCAUAGGAGAUGGAAUCUUUGGAUUUCCUCUUGAUGUUGCUAUUGAGCUAGGAAUUCCAGUUUUUCGUUUCCGUACAAUUAGUGCUUGUUGUUUCUGGGGUUACUUUUGUAUUCCUGAUUUGCUAGAAGCCUGCGAACUUCCCAUCAAAGGAGAAGAAGAUAUGGACAGACUUGUAACAAAAGUGCCCGGCAUGGAGAAGUUUCUCCGGUGCCGAGAUCUUCCAAGUUUCUGCAGAGUUAACGACAUGACGGAUCCCAUUCUCCUAAUGGUCCUCAACGAGACAAGGCAAACUCCUCGAGCACAAGCCCUCAUCCUCAACACAUUCGAAGACCUGGAAGCACCAAUACUAUCAGAAAUCCGCAAGCACUGCCCCAAAACCUACACCAUUGGACCCCUCCACGAGCUCUUGAAAACUAAACUUAGAGCCAUAAAGAAGCAAGAAUCAUCGUAUCAAUCUUCCAACAGUCUCUGGGAAGUUGACAGAAGCUGCAUCACAUGGCUGGAUACUCAACCUUCUGAAUCUGUACUCUACAUAAGCUUUGGAAGCAUUACAGUGAUGACGAGAGACCAACUCAUGGAAUUUUGGCAUGGGAUUGUUAAUAGCAAGAAACGAUUUUUGUGGGUUAUAAGGCCUGACUCUGUUACCAAUAACGAUGGUGAAGUUGAAAAAAUUCCUGAGGAGCUUCAAGAGGGACCAAAGGAAAGAGGAUACGUUGUGAAAUGGGCACCACAGGAAGAAGUUUUGGCACAUGAAGCCAUUGGUGGGUUUCUAACACACAGCGGAUGGAACUCCACGUUGGAGAGUAUAGUGGCUGGUGUGCCGAUGAUUUGCUGGCCUUAUUUUGCAGAUCAGCAAUUGAAUAGCAGAUUUGUCAGCGAAGUUUGGAAGCUUGGAUUGGACAUGAAGGAUUUGUGUGACAGAGGUGCUGUGGAGAUGAUGGUGAAUGAUCUGAUGGUGGAUAGAAGAGAUGAGUUUGUGAGAUCAGCGGCUAGGAUGGCAGAGUUGGCGAGGAAGAGUGUUAGUGAAGGUGGGACCUCUUCUUGCAAUCUGAAUCGUUUGAUUGAAGAUAUAAGGUUGAUGAGUUCUGUGCAAGCACAUGAUAAUUGACAAAGAGUUGCUGAUUCCCCUAAAAAUGGAGCUUUAUGUUUUAGAAUUAAAGAAUAAAGACUGGAAGUCAUCGUCAAGUUUUGGAAAGUUGUGUUUGGAGUUGUAGCUUAAUUAGUUUUAAUUAAUCCCUGAUUAUGAUGCCAUUUAUGAUUAAUAAGAGCUUCGUUGUACCAAUGAAA
This is a messenger RNA of Manihot esculenta (cassava), 3066 nucleotides long. RefSeq lists its product as uncharacterized. The record is from RefSeq and is a predicted model, not a curated record. The transcript is spliced from 5 exons. Bases 77 to 2887 code for a protein of 936 amino acids. Gene Ontology annotation, molecular function: UDP-glycosyltransferase activity. NCBI's taxonomy places the organism in Eukaryota, Viridiplantae, Streptophyta, Magnoliopsida, Malpighiales, Euphorbiaceae.